Molecule: messenger RNA, 363 nt
Organism: Penicillium waksmanii
Lineage: Eukaryota; Fungi; Ascomycota; Eurotiomycetes; Eurotiales; Aspergillaceae
Exons: 1
Coding region: 1-363 (120 amino acids)
Source: RefSeq, a predicted model, not a curated record
AUGGCCUUUGGCAAACUGAUUAAAGACGUCCACCAGAAUCCCAAUAUCUGGAAAUCCUGGAAAAUCACUUCGGAUGCUCGUGGCCCGGGAACUGCCGUCAGUCCAGUUCCACCGCGUGAGUCCUCAGGGGAGUUUGGCACUCCCUUUGACCGACCGCAUGUGCCUCGUUCGCCACGCGAUUCCUCAAAGCUAGUACCUUCGGCAGCGGCUCUUGCAGAGAUGAAGAAACCACGGACCCCAUUGACCCACGGGAACGUUGAGAGAUUUGUCGCCAAACAGAUAGCUACAGAGGCCUGCACGCUGAAACAAGACCCUUCAGGGACCCGGGUUAUUGAAUGGCUCAAAAAGGUCUCUCUACUUUGA